Molecule: messenger RNA, 7101 nt
Organism: Dipodomys ordii (Ord's kangaroo rat)
Lineage: Eukaryota; Metazoa; Chordata; Mammalia; Rodentia; Heteromyidae
Gene: Adamts9
Product: ADAM metallopeptidase with thrombospondin type 1 motif, 9
Exons: 37
Coding region: 22-5313 (1763 amino acids)
Biological process (GO): extracellular matrix organization; proteolysis
Cellular component (GO): extracellular matrix
Molecular function (GO): metalloendopeptidase activity; zinc ion binding
Source: RefSeq, a predicted model, not a curated record
GGGGGAGGGGUGCGGAGCACCAUGCAGUUUGUAUCCUGGGCCACACUGCUCACGCUCCUGGUGCGGGACCUGGCCGAGAUGGGGAGCCCAGACGCCGCGGCGGCCGUGCGCAAGGACAGGCUGCAUCCGAGGCAAGCCAAGUUGUUAGAGACCCUGAGCGAGUACGAAAUCGCGUCCCCCAUCCGAGUGAACGCCCUCGGCGAGCCCUUUCCCACGAACGUGCACUUCAAAAGAAGGCGACGGAGCAUUAACUCUGCCUCUGACCCCUGGCCUGCCUUCGCCUCCUCCUCCUCCUCUUCCUCUUCUACCUCCUCCUCCCGGGCGCAUUACCGCCUCUCCGCCUUCGGCCAGCAGUUUCUAUUUAAUCUCACCGCCCAUGCCGGAUUUAUCGCUCCGCUGUUCACCGUCACCCUCCUCGGGGAGCCCGCGGUGAACCAGACCAAGUUUUAUUCCCAAGAAGAAGCGGAACUCAAGCACUGUUUCUACAAAGGCCAUGUCAACACUAAGUCUGAGCACACGGCCGUCAUUAGCCUCUGCUCGGGAAUGCUGGGCACAUUCCGGUCCUAUGAUGGGGAUUAUUUUAUUGAACCACUGUUGUCUAUGGAUGAACAAGAGGAGGAAGAGGAACAAAACAAACCCCACAUUAUUUAUAGGCACAGCAACCCCCGGAGGGCGCAUGGCACUGGACGGCGGAUGUGUGACACCUCAGAGCACAGAAAUAGUCACCGUAAAGACAAGAGGAAAGCCAGAACAAGAAAAUGGGGAGAAAGGAAUGACCUGGCUGAGGAUGUGGCCAUACUAAACCACAGCCUAACAUCGCAGGCGUUCUCGGCCUAUGGUAACAGGACGGAUGACGUGAGGAAAACGAGGUCCCACCGAAGAACCAAACGAUUUUUAUCCUACCCACGGUUUGUAGAAGUGAUGGUGGUGGCGGACAACAAAAUGGUUUCAUACCAUGGAGCCAACCUUCAGCACUAUAUUUUAACCUUGAUGUCCAUUGUAGCCUCUAUCUAUAAAGACCCAAGUAUUGGAAAUUUAAUUAAUAUUGUUAUUGUGAACUUAGUUGUGAUUCAUAAUGAACAGGAAGGACCUUCUAUAUCUUUUAAUGCCCAGACAACAUUAAAAAACUUUUGCCAGUGGCAGCAUUCGAAGAACUCCUCAGGUGGAAUCCAGCAUGAUACUGCUGUCCUUGUUACGAGACAGGACAUCUGCAGAGCCCAUGACAAAUGUGAUACUCUAGGCCUUGCUGAACUGGGAACCAUUUGUGACCCCUACCGAAGCUGUUCCAUUAGUGAAGACAGUGGGCUGAGCACAGCGUUUACAAUCGCCCAUGAGCUUGGCCACGUGUUUAACAUGCCUCAUGAUGACAACAAUAAAUGUAAGGAAGAAGGUGUUAAGAGUCCCCAGCACGUCAUGGCACCAACACUGAACUUCUACACCAACCCCUGGAUGUGGUCCAAGUGCAGUCGGAAAUAUAUCACUGAGUUCUUAGAUACUGGGUAUGGCGAGUGUUUGCUUAACGAACCUGAAUCCAGACCCUACCCUUUGCCUCCCCAACUGCCAGGCCUCCUUUACAACGUGAAUAAACAAUGUGAAUUGAUUUUUGGACCAGGUUCUCAGGUGUGCCCCUAUAUGAUGCAGUGUAGACGGCUGUGGUGCAAUAAUGUGGAUGGAGCAAACAAAGGCUGCCGGACUCAGCAUACACCCUGGGCUGACGGGACUGAGUGUGAGCCUGGAAAGCACUGCAAGUUUGGAUUUUGUGUUCCCAAAGAAAUGGAUGUGCCCCCGACGGAUGGAUCCUGGGGAGGUUGGAGUCACUUUGGUUCCUGCUCAAGAACAUGUGGAGGCGGCAUCAAAACAGCCAUCAGAGAGUGCAACAGACCCGAGCCAAAAAAUGGUGGCAAGUACUGUGUGGGGCGGAGAAUGAAGUUUAAGUCCUGCAAUACGGAGCCCUGUCCGAAGCAGAAGAGGGAUUUCCGAGAUGAGCAGUGUGCUCACUUCGACGGCAAGCAUUUUAACAUCAAUGGUCUGCUCCCGAACGUGCGCUGGGUCCCUAAGUACAGCGGAAUUUUGAUGAAGGAUCGGUGCAAGUUGUUCUGCAGAGUGGCAGGGAACACAGCCUACUAUCAGCUCCGAGACAGAGUGGUUGAUGGGACUCCCUGUGGGCAGGACACAAAUGAUAUCUGUGUGCAAGGCCUUUGCCGGCAAGCUGGAUGUGAUCAUGUUUUAAACUCAAAAGCCCGGAGAGAUAAGUGCGGGGUUUGUGGUGGCGAUAAUUCUUCGUGCAAAACAGUGGCAGGAAUAUUUAAUUCAGUGCAUUAUGGUUACAACACUGUGGUUCGAAUCCCUGCUGGUGCUACGAGUAUCGAUGUGCGACAGCACAGUUUCUCAGGGAAAUCUGAGGAUGACAACUAUUUAGCUUUAUCAAGCAGUAAAGGUGAAUUCUUACUCAAUGGUGAUUUUGUGGUCACGAUGUCCAAAAGGGAAAUCCGUGUUGGAAAUGCCGUGAUUGAAUACAGUGGCUCUGACAAUGUUGUGGAGAGAAUCAAUUCCACAGACCGUAUUGAACAAGAACUUCUGCUUCAGGUUUUGUCGGUGGGAAAGUUAUUCAACCCUGAUGUGCGUUAUUCAUUCAAUAUUCCAAUUGAUGACAAGCCUCAACAGUUUUACUGGAACAGUCACGGACCCUGGCAAGCGUGUAGCAAACCCUGCCAAGGGGAGCGGAGACGAAGACCUGUUUGUACCAGGGAAUCUGAUCAGCUAACUGUUUCUGAUCAAAGAUGUGAUCGGCUGCCCCAGCCAGGACCUGUCACGGAAGCCUGUGCCACAGACUGCGACUUAAGAGCCCAUGAACUCAACCCCUACCAGGAAGCUGUUUUCAUUCUUCAUCUGGUCAUGAAGAUGAGCGAUAGUCACAAAUCUCGUUCUAUGGAGAUUUCCUUCCAAUGUGAAAAUGUUCCACUUAUUAACGCACUGGGAUAUGACUGUGAAUUACCAUCUUGUCAUCCUCUCCCACUGGCCCCAGAAGCAAGGAGAAGCUCACAUGGUGUUCCAAGAACCCAGUGGCGAUUUGGAUCUUGGACUCCAUGCUCAGCUACCUGUGGGAAAGGGACCCGGAUGAGAUACGUCAGUUGUCGGGAUGAGGAUGGCUCUGUGGCUGAUGAGAACGCGUGUGCCAUGCUGCCCAGGCCAGUGGCUAAGGAGGAAUGUGCCGUGACACCCUGUGGGCAGUGGAAAGCUUUGGACUGGAGCUCUUGUUCGGUGACAUGUGGGCAAGGUAGGGCAACUCGGCAAGUGGUAUGUGUCAACUACAGUGACCACGUGGUUGAUCAGAGUGAGUGCGACCCGGAUUAUAUCCCUGAGACGGACCAGGACUGUUCCAUGUCCCCCUGCCUGCAAUGGACCCCAGACAGCCUCGCUCAGCAUCCAUUCCAAAAUGAGGACUACCGCCCCAGGAGCGCCAGCCCUAGCCGGACCCACGUGCUAGGUGGGAACCAGUGGAGAACAGGCCCCUGGGGAGCAUGUUCUAGUACCUGUGCUGGUGGGUCCCAGCGGCGUGUUGUGGUGUGUCAGGAUGAAAACGGAUACACUGCCAAUGACUGCGUGGAGAGAAUAAAACCAGAUGAGCAACGGGCCUGCGAAUCCGGUCCUUGUCCUCAGUGGAUUUAUGGCAGCUGGGGAGAGUGCACUAAGCUGUGUGGCGGAGGGAUGCGAACAAGACUGGUGGUCUGUCAGCGGUCCAAUGGUGAACGGUUCCCAGAUUUGAGCUGUGACAUUCUCGAGAAACCUCCGGAUCAUGAGCAGUGUAACACACACGCAUGUCGCCAAGACGCUGCCUGGAGUACUGGCCCUUGGAGCUCGUGUUCUGUCUCUUGUGGUCGAGGGCAUAAACAACGAAAUGUUUACUGCCUGGCAAAAGAUGGAAGCCAUUUAGAAAGUGAUUACUGUAAACACCUUGCUAAGCCACAUGGGCACAGAAAGUGCCGAGGAGGACGAUGCCCCAAAUGGAAGGCUGGCGCUUGGAGUCAGUGCUCGGUGUCCUGUGGCCAAGGCGUGCAGCACAGGCAGGUGGAUUGUCACAUCGGAGCCCACAAAACAGCCAGAGAGACGGAGUGCAACCCCUACACCAGACCGGAGUCGGAACGCAUCUGCCAGGUCACACCGUGUCCUCUCUACGCCUGGAGGACAGAGCAAUGGCAAGAAUGUACCAAGACUUGUGGCGAAGGCACCCGGUACCGCCGGGUGAGAUGCGUGGCCGAGGACCAAGGCGAGGUGCACGCGGCACACUGUGAUGCCAGCCAGCGGCCCGCGGACGGCGAGAGCUGCAGCUCGCAGCCCUGCGAGUAUGUGUGGAUCACAGGAGAGUGGUCAGAGUGCUCAGUGACCUGUGGGAAGGGCUACAAACAAAGGCUGGUCUCCUGCAGCGAGAUCUACACGGGCAAGGAGAAUUACGAGUACAGCUACCAAACCACCAUGAACUGCCCCGGCACGCGGCCCCCCAGCGUGCACCCCUGCUACCUGAGGGACUGCCCCGUCUCGGCCACCUGGAGGGUUGGCAACUGGGGAAGUUGUUCCGUGUCCUGUGGCGUGGGAGUCAUGCACAGAUCUGUGCAAUGUCUAACCAACGAGGACCAGCCCAGCCACUUGUGUCUCACCGACUUGAAGCCGGACGAACAGAAAACCUGCCAUAAUGUUUAUAACUGUGAGUUACCCCAGACCUGCAAGGAAGUAAAAAGACUCAAUGGUGUCCGUGAGGAUGGUGAAUAUUUCCUGACUGUGAGAGGGAAACUCCUAAAGGUAUUCUGUGCAGGGAUGCAGUCUGAUCGCCCCAAGGAAUACGUGACGCUGGUUCAUGGUGACUCUGAGAAUUUCUCUGAGGUUUACGGGCACAGGUUGCACAACCCAACAGAAUGUCCCUACAAUGGCAGCCGGCGCGAUGACUGCCAGUGUCGGAAGGAUUAUACCGCCGCUGGGUUUUCCAGCUUCCAGAAAAUUCGAAUCGACCUGAGCAGCAUGCAGAUCAUAACCACUGACUUACAGUUUGCCAGGACCAGCGAAGGACACCCCGUUCCUUUUGCCACGGCUGGGGACUGCUACAGUGCUGCCAAGUGCCCCCAGGGCCGCUUCAGCAUCAACCUGUACGGAACAGGCCUGUCCCUAACCGACUCUGCCAGAUGGCUGUCCCAGGGAAAUUACGCCGUCUCUGACAUCAAGAAGUCACCGGACGGGACCCGAGUCAUAGGGAAAUGUGGUGGUUACUGUGGAAAAUGCACUCCAUCCUCUGGUACUGGCCUGGAGGUUCGAGUUCUAUAGCCAAGAUGCUCUGAAGAGGAAGACAUUCUGGGAUGGAUGAAGGAUAGUAAAGCAAUACCUCCACCUUAAAUUAGAGUGUGUGUGUGUGCAUGUGUGUGCGCGUGCAUGUGUGUAUACCUGUAUACGUGUAUAUGUGAAUGUGUGGAUGUGUGUAUAUAGACAUAUGUAUAUAGAUAUGUAUAUAGAUAUAUAAAUAUAUAUACAGGUUGAGCAUCCCUGAUUUGAAAACCUGAAAUCAGAAAUGCUCCAACUUCUGAAACUUUCGAUCGCCAGUGUGACCCCUGACCUAGAAAAAUUCCUCACCAAGACCGGGCUUCAUGCACAACCAUUAUUUAAAUGCCUAUGCAACAUGACCUGGUACACACAGCAGUGUGUAGAAGGUGCAUCUGAAACAGAAGUGAUAUUUCGUGUGUAGCCUUUGAGUUUCAUUCCCCCAAAAUCUUAUUAUGUGUAUUCAGCUACUUCCACAUUCUGUACACCUCUGGAAUGGGAGACACAACCGCACCAAAUAUUCUAAAUGAGGGCUUACUCAACCUGUGGAAUAUCCUAAUGAUGUAAAGUUUAAUAUUUAUGUCUGAAAUUAUUUAUUGUGAUGUAAUAUUUUUUGUACGUAAAAUGAUUUUAUUGUGACUGCCUUUGCUUCCCGGGGCUCCUGCAGUCCGACCGCUGCAUUUUACGUACCCUACAUUCUAUGGCCUUCCGGGACAAAGGUGACUUGCAUCACGGUACACUCUUGUUUACUUCUUAGCUGUAAAUGUGUUCCUGUUACCUUUUUUUAAAAAAAAACAAUUGUGAUUUGUUUUUGUCUUUGUUUUUUAAAACAACCUAGCCGUCAUCAAGGUGCUAUGAGAGCCCCAUAAGGGUAGUUAUUGGCAACUGUAGGAAAAUGAUCUUUUAUCACUGACUGUGCCAGCUAUUCCUUAUAUGAAGUAUUCCGUGUCACAUGAUCUCUGGGAAAAACAAGAACAAAAAGUGUGCUGCCUUGGUGCUAUUAUUGUAUUUUUUUUUAAGUGAUCUUCAGGCUCCGAAAUGGAAACAUUUUUACUAAAAGGGAGGAUGGGAGGACAGUUUCCAGUGGACGUGUCACUUGGAGAGAAUAAGAGCAGCUAUGGGCCCUGAUUUCUGGACAUGUUUUCUUUGGAAGAGAGUUGGACUUGGUUGUCGUCGCCGUUGUUAAUAUGCUUUGCUUCUACCCAUGGUGCCUUGGUCUUCUGCAACCCCCACCAGCGUGACACUGGGAGAGUAAGGGUUUCUCACUGUCUUGCCCAUGAACUCAGGACGGAGGAGGCGCCGUCGGGGAUUGGCCAUCGGGCUUUCUCGGCAUACCACAGGAGUUCUGGAAGAGAAUCAGCAUCAUCCGGGUCAUGGGGAAAAGUGGCCAAUGACAGAACUUCUCUCCACGUUCCGGCCGUGAGCCCAGUGCCCUGCGGGUUUUGUGAUGUCAUGUGAAAAGUGAGCUGUGGGGUCGAAGACACCUUCCACGAAUGCACUCGAGUCUUUCCAGGCUUCUGUGAAUCCACUUUCUGUCACUUCUUUCCAAACUGGAAGUGCUGACGUGCCCUUCCAAGCUGACUUGAAGGGACGGAUGCUGGCACCAGUGGGCCAUGCAGGGCACUCAACCCGAGAAUCCUCCUGCACUUCCCAAACCAAAGAGAUUAGGAAAACCUGGUGGGACUUGCCCCCUCCAUGCAGAGUGCUCCAAGAAAAGGUAUAUUCCAUAUAUGAAUAAGCAUUACUCUCCACUAUUAAUUAAUUAACACAUUGUGAAAGUAUAUUAUAAAUAAAUAC